This is a messenger RNA of Coffea eugenioides, 8667 nucleotides long. RefSeq names its product protein ILITYHIA. Gene Ontology annotation, cellular component: cytosol. Gene Ontology annotation, biological process: cellular response to amino acid starvation; regulation of translation. Gene Ontology annotation, molecular function: protein kinase regulator activity. The record is from RefSeq and is a predicted model, not a curated record. Bases 211 to 8112 code for a protein of 2633 amino acids. The transcript has 60 exons. Lineage: Eukaryota; Viridiplantae; Streptophyta; Magnoliopsida; Gentianales; Rubiaceae.
CCCUAAAGACGACGCCAUUUUCAUCACUCACCACACUUCAUCAUCAUUAACUUAUCCGACGCAAGGCGGCAACAAGCCACCACAAUUCGCCGCCGGCGUCUCAGCUCCAUCAUCAUCAUCAUUAUUGACAAUAAAAAAUUCAGUAGCUCUGUUUUUUUUUUUUUUUUUUAAAAUCAAGACUGAAUCUCAAAUUUCUAGGACUCAGUUCCGAUGGAUGCUGCCAAUCCAAUGGACUCACUGGUGUCUAUUGCCGCGUCGAUCUCUACGCCAUCCACUAAACGGCGAAUCCAAAUCUUCAGCAAUGAAAUUCCGUUCCUUGUUACUAACAUUCCUAGUUAUUCAGAUUUGACCACUGAUUUUACAUCCCUCUUGGUAGAAACAAUAUUUAGAACAUUGUCCGUUUAUGAUGAUCGGGGAUCGAGAAAAGCUGUGGAUAAUCUGAUUGUAAAAGCUUUAAAUGAAGUUGCAUUUAUGAAAAUUUUUGCGGCAACACUAGUGCAGACAAUGGAAAAGCAGUCAAAAUUCCAGUCACAUGUGGUCUGCUAUAGACUUAUCAAGUGGUCUUGCCUUCUCUUAACAGAAAGUCGGUUUACCUCAGUAUCAAAGAAUGCACUACACAGAGUAGCUCAAGCGCAGGCAUCAGUAUUUCAUAUUGCUAUGCAGGGAUCAUUUCGUGUAAAAAGGGCAUCCAAGCAAUUACUUUUGCAUUUAUUCUCUAAGUCACCAGACAUUUAUUCAACCUACAUGGAGGAACUAAAAAAUUCAAGGAUCUCUUAUAAAGAAUGUCCUGAAUUUCUAUUGGUGAUUUUGGAGCAUUCAAGUGCAAAUUUGGUUCUAUUUGAUCACUGGAGGGAAACUUUUCUUGAUAUGUAUGUUAAGGCUGUUCUAAAUGCAAAGGAGAAGCCAGUGAAGGGCCUUAUUGAAGCAUUUCUUCCUUUGUUCCCGAAGUUGUCCCAUGAAGAUUUUAAGAAUGUUGUCAUCCCCACAUCAGUUAAAAUGCUGAAGCGGAAUCCUGAGCUUGUUUUGGAGUCGGUUGGGGUUCUUUUGCAAUCGACCAACCUUGAUUUAAGCAAGUAUGCAACUGAAAUCCUUCAAGUGGUUUUGAUUCAAGCUAGACAUGCAGAUGAAGCAAGAAGGCUUGCUGCCUUAGCCAUAAUAACAUGCUUGAGCCAGAAAUCCAGUAGUCCAGAUGCUGUAGAGGCAAUGUUUACUAUUGUGAGAUCUGUAAUUGGAGGUUCUGAAGGGAGAUUGACAUUUCCAUAUCAGAGAGUUGGCAUGAUUAAUGCAUUACAAGAAUUGUCAAAUGCUCCUGAAGGAAAAUAUCUCAGCAGCUUGACACCAACUAUAUGUAGUUUCCUUUUGUCUUGUUACAAGGAUGAUGGGAAUGAAGAGGUUAAGCUGGCUUGUUUAUCUUCUUUAGCUUAUUGGGCUGCAAGAUCUGCAGUUGCUAUUCAGCAAGAUGUAGUUUCAUUUAUUGCUUCUGGGCUCAAGGAGAAAGAAGCACUAAGGAGGGGUUUUCUUCGUUGUUUGCGAGUUAUAUGGAAAAACAAUGAUGCAGUUAUCCAGAUGUCAUCCUUGCUGGUGCCUCUUAUCCAACUAGUCAAAACUGGUUUUACAAAAGCAGCUCAACGUUUGGAUGGCAUUUAUGCAUUGCUAUUAAUGGCAAAAAUUGUUUCUCUUGAUGUUAAAGCAGAUGAGAUGGUAACCAAGGAAAAGAUUUGGUCUUUGAUAGCACAGAAUGAACCUUCUAUUGUGCCACUUUCUCUGGCAGCAAAAGUAUCACUUGAUGACUGUAUGGCUUGUCUUGACCUUUUUGAGGUGCUGCUUGUUGAUCAUCCUCAUAGAGUAUUGGAGAACUUUUCUGUCAGUGCAUUAUUGCAGUUUCUGCUGUUUUCGCUGUGUCAUCCAAAUUGGGACUUUCGGAAAGCAGCUUAUGAUUCAACGAAGAAAAUCCUUGCUGCUGCUCCACAAUUAUCUGAACCAAUUUUGCUUGAAUUUUCAAAUUAUCUCUCAGUUGUUGGAGAAAAGGUGCUUCUUCUGAAAAUGAGUGACUCUGAAAAUUUGUUGGAUCCUCAAGUGCCCUUCAUCCCGCCUGUGGAGCUUUUGGUGAAGGCUUUGCUUGUAAUUGGAUCUUCCGUUUUGGCAGCUUCCAAAUGUAUUUCUGUCGAACUACUCUGCUGCUCACAUCAUCCAUUCCUUAUUGGCACAUCGAAAAAAAAUAUAGUCUGGAAGAGGCUGCAGAAAUUUUUGCAGCUGCAUGGUUUUGAUGUCAUUGAACUUGUUGCGGCCAAUGUGGUUAAUUUGUGCAAGGGUUUGUUAGGUUCAAGGGGAUUGAUGAGUCCUUGUCAUCUUCAACAAGAUGCGGCUGUGUACUCUCUAUCAACUUUAAUGUCUAUAAUACCUGGACAUGCUUAUGCCGAGUUUGAAAAGUACUUAAAGAGUCUCCCAGAUUGUUAUGCACAUGAUACUCUUACAGAAAAAGAUAUCCAGAUCUUUCAUACUCCUGAAGGUAUGCUUUCCACAGAGCAAGGUGUUUAUGUAGCAGAAUCUGUUGCUUCCAAGAAUAUAAGACAGGCAAAAGGUCGUUUUCGAGUUUACGAGAAUGAUGAUAACUUGGGUGAGGUCAAAUCUAAUCAUUCUGCAAGAAGGGAGUCUUCUAACAAAGAUCUUGUUGGGACAAAGGAUACUGGCAAAUCACUGAAGAAACCAGACAAGGCAAAGACUGCAAAGGAAGAGGCACGCGAUUUGCAGCUCAGGGAGGAGGCAUCUGUACGUGAAAGGGUGAUGCUUAUACAAAAGAAUCUUUCAUUGAUGUUGAGGGCUAUGGGUGAGAUGGCUGUUGCUAAUCCUAUUUUUGCGCAUAGUCAGUUCUCUUCUUUGGUCAAGUUUGUUAACCCAUUACUCCGUUCACCGGUGGUAGGUGAAGUUGCCUAUGAGACCAUGGUGCAGCUUUCUAAAUGUUCUGCUACUCCUUUAUGUAACUGGGCACUUGAAAUUGCAACUGCAUUACGGGUAAUUGCAACUGAAGAUAUUAAUGCAGUGUGGGAUUUAAUUCCCCCUGUUGGUGAAGGGGAGCCCAGUGAAAGGCCAUCCUUGAGUCUCUUUGAGCGAGUUAGAAAUGCCUUAUCACUUUCAUGCAAAUCUGGACCUCUUCCAGUGGAUUCAUUUACUUUUGUGUUCCCAAUAAUCGAAAAGAUCCUGUCAUCUCCCAAGAGGACUGGACUACAUGAUGAUGUUCUCCAGAUAUUGUUCUUACAUAUGGAUCCUAUUCUACCCUUGCCUAGGGUUCAAAUGUUAUCAGUUCUUUAUCACGUUCUUGGUGUUGUUCCUGCUUAUCAAGCUUCAGUUGGGCCAGCAUUGAAUGAGUUGUGUCUGGGUCUGCAUCCACAUGAAGUUGCAUCUGCCAUGUAUGGCAUUUAUGCCAAAGAAGUUCAUGUAAGAAUGGCUUGCUUAAAUGCUGUAAAAUGCAUUCCUGCUGUCUCUAAUUGUUCCAUUCCCGAAAGUGUUGAGGUUGCAACGAGCAUCUGGCUUGCUUUGCAUGAUCCAGAAAAGUCUGUUGCAGAAGCUGCUGAGGGUAUCUGGGAUAAUUAUGGAAAAGAAUUUGGGGCUGAUUAUUCUGGGAUCUUUAAAGCACUUUCCCAUGUUAACUACAAUGUUAGAGUGGCUGCUGCAGAAGCAUUGGCUGCUGCUCUGGAUGAAAAACCUGAUACCAUACAGGAAUCGCUGUCCACUUUAUUUUCAUUGUAUAUACGUGAAGUUGGCUUUGGUGAGGACAACAUAGAUGCUGGCUGGCUUGGUAGACAAGGAAUUGCAUUGGCACUGCACUCGGUGGCAGAUGUACUUAGGACCAAAGAUCUUCCUGUUGUUAUGACAUUCCUCAUAUCACGAGCACUGGCUGACAGUAAUCCAGAUGUUCGUGGAAAAAUGAUCAAUGCUGGUAUCAUGAUUAUUGAUAGGCAUGGCAGGGAUAAUGUGUCCUUGCUCUUCCCCAUUUUUGAGAAUUACUUGAAUAAAAAGGCAUCAGACGAAGAAAAGUAUGACCUGGUCCGUGAAGGUGUGGUUAUAUUUACCGGAGCUUUGGCUAAGCAUUUGGAAAAGGAUGAUCCUAAGGUUCAUACUGUUGUAGAAAAGCUGUUGGAUGUGUUAAACACACCUUCUGAAGCUGUUCAGCGGGCAGUUUCAAGCUGCCUGUCUCCACUGAUGCAAUCAAAGCAGGAAGAUGCACCAGCUCUAGUUUCUAGGAUUCUGGAUCAGCUGAUGAAGAGUGACAAAUAUGGGGAGCGCCGUGGAGCAGCAUUUGGCUUAGCUGGUGUAGUAAAGGGAUUUGGAAUAUCUAGUCUGAAGAAGUAUGGCAUUGUGACAGUCAUGCGAGAAGGUCUAGCAGACAGGAACUCUGCUAAAAGCCGUGAAGGAGCAUUACUGGCAUUUGAGUGCCUUUGUGACAAGCUUGGAAGGCUCUUUGAACCGUAUGUGAUUCAAAUGCUACCGCUACUACUAGUUUCUUUCUCUGAUCAAGUUAUGGCUGUUCGAGAAGCUGCUGAGUGUGCUGCUCGUGCAAUGAUGUCUCAACUCACUGCUUAUGGAGUGAAACUUGUUCUUCCAUCUCUGUUAAAGGGACUUGAAGAUAAAGCUUGGAGAACAAAGCAAAGUAGUGUGCAGCUACUUGGAGCUAUGGCGUACUGUGCUCCACAACAACUGUCUCAGUGUCUCCCUAAGAUUGUUCCUAAAUUAACAGAGGUUCUAACAGAUACUCAUCCAAAGGUUCAGUCUGCUGGGCAGACAGCCCUUCAGCAGGUUGGAAGUGUGAUUAAGAAUCCUGAAAUAUCAGCGCUUGUUCCAACUCUGCUGAUGGGUCUCACAGAUCCAAAUGAAUAUACAAAAUACUCCCUUGAUAUUCUCCUGCAAACAACGUUUGUUAAUUCUAUUGAUGCUCCUUCACUUGCUUUGCUGGUACCAAUUGUACAUAGAGGGCUAAGAGAAAGGAGUGCUGAAACUAAGAAAAAGGCUGCACAAAUAGUUGGUAAUAUGUGUUCACUAGUGACAGAACCAAAGGACAUGAUUCCUUAUAUAGGAUUGCUUCUUCCUGAAGUGAAAAAGGUUCUUGUGGAUCCAAUUCCGGAGGUUCGUACCGUAGCUGCCAGAGGCCUUGGUUCUCUAAUAAAGGGGAUGGGAGAAGAGAACUUUCCUGACCUGGUUUCUUGGUUGUUGGAUACCCUGAAAUCUGAUGGCAGUAAUGUUGAGCGGUCUGGAGCUGCUCAAGGACUGAGUGAGGUGUUGGCUGCACUUGGAACCAAUUACUUUGAAGACAUCCUUCCUGAUAUUAUUCGUAACUGUUCUCACCAAAAAGCAUCAGUUCGUGACGGCUACUUGACGCUUUUUAGAUAUUUUCCGCGGUCAUUAGGUGUUCAAUUCCAGAACUACUUGCAGCAGGUUCUACCUGCCAUCUUGGAUGGCCUCGCUGACGAGAAUGAAUCUGUACGUGAUGCUGCACUAAGUGCUGGACAUGUUCUGGUGGAACAUUAUGCAACAACGUCUUUGCCACUGCUCCUUCCUGCUGUAGAGGAUGGCAUCUUUAAUGAUAGUUGGCGAAUUAGGCAAAGUUCUGUUGAAUUAUUGGGUGAUCUCUUGUUUAAGGUUGCUGGAACAUCUGGAAAAGCACUUCUUGAGGGUGGUAGUGAUGAUGAAGGUGCUAGCACUGAAGCACAUGGACGAGCCAUCAUCGAGGUACUCGGUAGGGAUAAGCGUAACGAAGUUCUUGCUGCUCUAUAUAUGGUUCGAACCGAUGUCAGCAUUACAGUCCGUCAGGCUGCAUUGCAUGUUUGGAAGACUAUAGUUGCAAAUACUCCAAAAACCCUGAAGGAAAUAAUGCCAGUUCUGAUGAAUACUUUAAUUUGUUCUCUUGCUUCAUCAUCCUCUGAAAGAAGACAGGUUGCCGGACGAUCGUUGGGUGAGCUUGUUAGGAAGCUUGGGGAAAGAGUGCUUCCUUUAAUCAUCCCUAUUCUAUCUCAGGGGCUAAAUGACCCUGAUCCUAGUAGGAGACAGGGUGUCUGCAUUGGUCUGAGUGAGGUCAUGGCCAGUGCCGGCAAGAGCCAGCUACUUAGUUUCAUGGAUGAACUUAUCCCUACUAUCCGGACGGCCCUUUGUGACAGUAUGCCUGAGGUUCGUGAGUCCGCUGGUUUAGCUUUUAGCACGCUCUAUAAGAGCGCUGGAAUGCAAGCAAUUGAUGAGAUCGUCCCUACUCUACUUCGUGCUCUUGAGGACGAUCAAACCUCUGAUACUGCACUUGAUGGACUGAAACAAAUUUUGAGUGUUAGAACCACGGCUGUGCUUCCUCAUAUCCUUCCUAAGCUUGUCCAUCCUCCACUUACUGCCUUCAAUGCACAUGCUUUGGGAGCUUUAGCAGAUGUUGCCGGUCCUGGUCUUGACUUUCACCUAAGUACAAUUCUUCCUCCUUUACUUGCUGCAAUGGCUGAUACCAACGAGGAUGUUCGCAAUUUGGCUAAGCAGGCUGCUGAAACUGUUGUAUUGGUUAUUGAUGAGGAAGGCAUAGAAUCUCUGAUAUCUGAGCUUGUAAAAGGAGUUGGGGACAGCCAGGCUUCAAUUAGACGAUGUUCAUCAUAUCUAAUAGGCUACAUGUUCAAAAAUAGCAAAUUAUACUUGGUUGAUGAAGCUCCAAAUAUGAUAUCCACCCUCAUUAUUUUGCUAAGUGACACAGAUUCCCAGACUGUUAUGGUUGCUUGGGAAGCUUUGUCAAAAGUAGUAAGUUCCAUACCUAAAGAGGUUCUUCCUUCAUACAUAAAGUUAGUCCGUGAUGCUGUAUCUACCUCUAGGGAUAAAGAACGUAGAAAGAAGAAGGGAGGUACUGUUGUUAUACCUGGACUUUGUCUCCCAAAAGCUCUUCAGCCAUUGCUACCAGUCUUUCUUCAGGGUCUUAUAAGUGGAUCAGCUGAACUAAGAGAACAAGCUGCUUUGGGUCUCGGGGAAUUAAUCGAAGUUACAAGCGAACAAACUCUGAAGGAGUUUGUAAUCCCAAUCACUGGGCCUCUGAUUCGUAUAAUAGGUGAUCGAUUCCCUUGGCAAGUAAAGAGUGCUAUUCUUUCGACUCUUAGCAUCAUAAUACGGAAAGGUGGGAUGGCAUUAAAACCUUUCCUACCUCAGCUUCAAACGACUUUUAUCAAGUGUCUGCAGGACAAUACAAGGACUGUCCGUUCAGGUGCUGCCCUUGCUCUUGGGAAGCUCAGUGCACUUAGCCCUCGAGUUGACCCCUUAGUGGGUGAUCUCUUAUCUGGUUUGCAGACAUCAGAUGUUGGAGUUCGCGAGGCAAUUUUGACAGCUCUGAAAGGUGUGGUCAAACAUGCUGGUCAAAGCGUGGGAAUUGCUGCUAGAACACGCAUCUAUACGAUUUUGAAGGAUUUAAUUUACAAUGAUGAUGAUCAGAUACGAAGCUCUUCUGCUAGCAUAUUUGGCAUUAUUUCUCAGUACUUGGAAGAUGAUCAAAUUUCUGAAGUGCUGAAGGAACUCCCAACUUCAGCAUCAUCUCCAAGCUGGUUUACAAGGCACGGAUCGGUUCUUACCUUGUCUGCCUUGUUAAGGCAUAACCCCACCAUUGUUUGUGCCUCUCCAUCAUUCCCAAUGGUUGUGAAUUCUCUGAUGAGUAACUUGAAAGAUGAAAAGUUUCCUGUUCGUGAAACAUCAACAAGAGCACUGGGAAAGCUUUUGCUUCAUCAAAUCCGGAGCGAUCCUUCUAAUAGCUCUGCUCAUUUGGAAACUCUAUCCUCUAUCAUAUUGGCAAUGCAAGAUGACUCGAGUGAAGUUAGAAGACGCUCCUUAUGUUCGUUGAAAGCCGUUGCCAAAGCUAAUCCAGCUGCACUUAUGAUUCAUGCUGCAACAUAUGGCCCGGUGCUUGCUGAGUGUUUGAGGGAUGGCAAUACUCCAGUGAGACUGGCUGCAGAGAGAUGUGCACUGCACGCUUUCCAGUUGGCAAGGGGUGCAGAAAAUAUUCAAGCUGCACAGAAGUUUAUCACUGGCUUGGAUGCUAGACGGAUAUCAAAGCUUUCUGAAAACAGCGACGAAAGUGACAACAGUGAAGAUGAAAUGGGAAGCGGAUCAUAAUUGAUGCUCUGCUGAGUUGCUGUUUCAAGAGAACAAAACCCUUCAUUUUGGAGCCUGGGACUUUCAUGGCAGUUUUUUAUAGCUAGAGGAACGUAUGCACAUGGACAUGCCGCAAAAGAGGUUCUUAUAUAUGAAGAAUUUUCAUUGCUAGGUCAUCCAUCCAUCUUGUAAUUGUUUAUAUGAUGAGAUUUUUUUUUUUUUUUAAACUCUCGAGACCUCAAAAUUUUGUAGAACAUGGUAAAAUAGUGAAUGGCUCAAGAUGACUGUCAUUUUUAAAUUGGUUAGUAGUAAGUGUUGGAUGUAUGUGGUGGUGUAAUACCCGAGUGGAAUUGAAGAGCCAGACUAGCCUGAAUGUGUAAGAUAGGAGGUAUUUUGUAUUUUAUAUGUGAAUGUACAGAGGAGCAAUACCAACUGGAUACAUGGUGUCAUUUAUUCUGAAAGAAUUCGAGACUGAAGGUAUCAGAGCAAUGGUUCACCGCAUCUGACAUUAUAUCUGACUGAUUCAUAAGAAAAAUUUUGUUAUGCUUGCUUUGUUCAGUAUUAUCUUGUUAUUCA